UUCGGUGCUCAUUCAACGAGCGACGAUUGCCCGCGCGCCGGUCUCGCACGCUCUCUCGUCGAUAACACGUAACUCAGUAAUGUCCUGUGACAGAAUAAACCCCUAGUGACUUGUGUUUCGAGUGUUUUGUGAAUUAUCGUCGCGAAAAUUUCGAUCGGAAAAUUAUUCACAUGAAUAUGGACUUGGCUAAAGGAGCUACAUCAAUGCGUUGUUCAUGGAUGUCUUUUUAACUGGUUUUCCCAAAAGGCUAUUGGUGGCUGUAUCCGUAGUUGUAAUCAUAGCCAUGUGUAUAACGCCGACUGAAAGUGCCAGCCUGCCUCACAAGAAACGCCAUCAAAGACAGUCAGAAACCAUGGCGCAACUUACCAAAGAUAUGUCAGCAACGCUGAAACGACCAAAAAACCUCAGUGUAGAGAAUUAUAAGAUCGCGACUAGAAAAAUCAAACACAAGUUAAGGAACACGAAAAGGUUCUUCGAUCAAGAUAAAAAAGUAUUGAACGAAACGAAAGAGUAUCGGGACGGGAUGCCGUCUUGGCUGCCAGCAGUUAACUUCGUGGACAUACACUUCCACGAGUACAGGUCGUCGAGGAAAUUGGGGAAAUCGAUUUCAGAACGAAAGUUUACAUAUCUGAUGCCGAAGCUAUACAAGUCGUUGCGAGAAUACGAAGUGAUCUUCAAAAGGCUACGCAACGUACAAGUCGACCUAUCCGACGACCCGUUCAACACCUACGUCGCAACCAGAGAAAAACUGUUAGCCGACACGUUAGACCGGCUUUACAGCACCAUCGCUGAAAUAACUGAGAACAUGGUGGCAGUCAACAUGCCCGUGCCGGCGUUCGACAAGGGCAAGAUGAAAUUGGACUCGCUGGCCAUGAAAGUGGACGCUACGCAGUGUCUCAAAAACGACUACAUUGCGUUCAGAGGUUACGGCAACUUACUCAAUAAUUGGUAUUCAGAAUUCAAAUGCCCACUCAACAAGAAAGACAGGAAAUGCGCAGAUUUCCACGCGAAGCUGAGAGAAAAGAGCAAUAAGCGGCCGAAGAAUAAAAAGUCGAGUCAAGGAUAGGCUUUUUGUAUUAAUUGUUUGUGAUGUAUUGUCGCUUGUACUUAUUUAUUGUUAGAUGUAAGUGUUCGCUCUCUGACGUGUUAUACUGAGUUGCUCGACGAAACGUUUUGUUGAUUAAGUAAUGGGUACUCGCUCUGUGAUAUUUAGUAUUCUCUAGUUAGUGAUUUUAAUUUAUUGAACUAGUACUUAAGUAUAAUUAAGUUCCUCUGUUUCUGUGUACCUAUCUGUCGUGUAAAAAUCUCUGUCCUUAUUUAUUUUGUUUUCUAUUUCGAAUUUGCUGUGAAAUUAUCUUGAGAAGUAUUAAACUUAUCCUAUGAAUAAAUCUCCACUAGUAUUACUAGCCGGCAAUUGCCGUUUUAGAAAAGAAAGACUUUUAGUGUAUUUAUUAAGUGCUUAUUUAUGUUUAUUUAAACGUACUUAUAAACGUGCCGUUAGUUUUAACAUCAAUGAACUGAUACCAUGUGAGUUAUGACAAUGUAAAUAUAUUUUUAUAAUAUUGAUAUUUCGGUAUUACAUCUGAAAAUUGAUUGCAAUGAAAUAAAUUCACUGAUUAUGAUA
Colias croceus (clouded yellow) is the source of this 1624-nucleotide messenger RNA. RefSeq lists its product as uncharacterized. The transcript has 3 exons. The record is from RefSeq and is a predicted model, not a curated record. Bases 215 to 1066 code for a protein of 283 amino acids. Lineage: Eukaryota; Metazoa; Arthropoda; Insecta; Lepidoptera; Pieridae.